This is a messenger RNA of Chelonus insularis, 490 nucleotides long. RefSeq names its product 60S ribosomal protein L34-like. Gene Ontology annotation, biological process: translation. Bases 81 to 440 code for a protein of 119 amino acids. Gene Ontology annotation, cellular component: ribosome; cytosolic large ribosomal subunit. The record is from RefSeq and is a predicted model, not a curated record. The transcript is spliced from 4 exons. Gene Ontology annotation, molecular function: structural constituent of ribosome. Lineage: Eukaryota; Metazoa; Arthropoda; Insecta; Hymenoptera; Braconidae.
CGCCACUACACACAUUACGGCUGUUUGUGAAAAUACGAACACGUUCUUCCUUUUCCGUUUGUAUCCGUUAUAGAGUAAAUAUGGUACAACGGUUGACAUACCGACGACGAUUGUCGUACAACACCAAAAGUAAUAGGAGACGUGUUGUACGUACUCCUGGUGGGAAGUUAGUGUAUCAAUACCUUAAAAAGCCCAAGAAAAUCCCUAAAUGUGGACAAUGUAAGGAACAAUUGAGGGGAAUUCAACCUGCAAGACCAAUGGAACGAUCAAGAAUGUGCAAACGUAAAAAGACCGUAAAACGUGUUUACGGUGGUGUACUUUGUCACAAAUGUGUUAAAGAAAGAAUUGUUCGAGCUUUUCUUAUUGAAGAACAAAAGAUCGUUGUUAAAGUAAUAAGAGCACAACAAGCAUCGACUAAAGCGAAAAAGGUUGAAAAAUAACUUGUCUCUUAUUAAAUUAAUUCUUAAUAAAUUACAUAAACACAAAAAAA